Molecule: messenger RNA, 1239 nt
Organism: Penicillium waksmanii
Lineage: Eukaryota; Fungi; Ascomycota; Eurotiomycetes; Eurotiales; Aspergillaceae
Product: putative oxidoreductase
Exons: 3
Coding region: 1-1239 (412 amino acids)
Source: RefSeq, a predicted model, not a curated record
AUGCCCAUCCCAAUUAUUGCCCAUGGCAUCUCGGAGGGCAUCUCGGCAAUUCCAUAUGCCUGGGAAGUCCUCAAAAUCGCACCAUGGAUUCUCCUACUCUCCGCGCUGAAAUACUACUUCGGCGGAGCCCGCAACACCUCCGAGCGCCUGUUAGCCUCGAAAGUGGUGAUGGUAACAGGAGGCACAUCAGGAAUUGGAGCAAGUGUCGUCCGUGAACUGGCCGCCCGACAAGCGCAGGUCAUAAUCCUAACCCAACAAUCCCCCUCCGACCUAUUUUUAGUCGAAUACAUCGACGACCUCCGCCGCCAAACGAAAAACAAUCUAAUCUACGCCGAGCAAGUCGAUCUCGCCUCCCUACACUCGGUGCGUGAAUUCGCAACGAAAUGGAUUGACAAUGUCCCGCCCCGUCGGCUGGACGCUGUCAUCCUCUGCGGCGGCCUCGCCGUGCCCGCCGCUGCACGCGGCCAGACACAAGACGGUAUCGAUGACGAGUGGCAGGUGAAUUACCUGGCCAAUUUCCAUUUACUUAGUAUUCUCAGUCCGGCGUUGAGGGUUCAACCUGCGCACCGUGAUGUGCGGGUUAUUUUCCCCACUUGCUCGAGUUAUAUUGGGGCGAAGUUCGAUCUGGAGACUGUGAAGCGGGAUCAGGAUGAUGCCGAGACAAAAAACAAGAAAAAGAAAGACUCGAAAUCGAACGAUCAAGGUCCCUCCGCAAGACUAUCCGUUCGUCCAAAGGGUAUCUACGCCGUCAGCAAAUUCGCCCUAAUGACCUUCGCCCACUCCUUCCAGCGUCAUUUAAACGCCUACGAGCGUCCAGAUAGCCUGACACGGACGCCCGGAACCCGGCGCUGGCUGACGGGCGGAUCGCUGUGGGGGUUGCUGCUAUAUCUGCUCACGUGGCCGUUUUGGUGGCUGGUGCUCAAGUCGCCGGAUCAGGGGGCGCAGAGUAUUCUCUAUGCGGCUAUGGAGGAGAAGUAUGCGCGGGGAACCGGGGGUUGGUUUAUUAAGGAGUGUCGGGAGGUUGAUUGUGCAAGGAAGGAUGUUCAGGAUGAGGAUGUUGGGAGAAGGUUGUGGGAGUUUAGUGAGAAGCAGAUUGAGGAGGCGGAGAAGGAGGGGGCGUUGAAGAGGGCGCAGGCGAAGAAGGUGGUGAAGGAUGAGGAGGAGAAGAAGGUUCGGCAGGAGACUGCUUCGCAGAAGGCGCAGAGUGCUGGGUCUAGACGGAGUCGGAAGAAUAAAUGA